UAUGUGCAUUGCAAGUGCAACAAGUAGGUAAUAAAAAAUUUCACAUCUUAGUUAAUGCAUAUAAUAAUAAUAGAGUCGCUGACCCAAAUCUAAGUAUAAUAAUAAUAACUAAACAAUGUGUUACGUGAUUAUAACCGGCCGCAGUCUAGCAUGGCUACUUAUAAGUUUGGUUGCAUUUAUGCUAAUUUUAACCGGUAUUAUGACGCCCAAGUGGUUAAUGGGUCAGCCUAUUGUGGUGAAUGAAAACAACAUAACAAGCUUCUAUGUCCCUAGCGUAGGGAUAUACAAUCGAUGUAUUCGUAUGGCACACGACCCAAAUAACUGUGCUCCGUUCUCAUUUUAUGGUCUGGCAACAGAUUCCAAUGUAUAUCCAACACCAUGGAAGGCAGCUAUGUUUUUCUUAUCUUUAUGUUCCGCCACACAAUUUUCCACAGUGCUAGCCGGUGUGCUUGCAUGUUGCGUUCAAUCUGUGUUUAAGAAGAGUGUUAUAUCACUGGCUGGCGCUACACAGGCUCUUGGAGGUCUAUUUGGAGUCCUAGGGCUGCUACUAUACCCAUGGGGCUGGGGUGCUCCUCGCGUGAAAAGGCUUUGUGGAGAAUACUCUGAACCGUAUAUACCUGGAGAUUGUUCUAUUGGUUGGGCUCUCUAUGUCACAUCAAUGGGUGUGGCCCUCGUAUUCUUGGCAAGUGCUCUCUCAAAAACAGCGGAUAAAGCAGCCAACUCUGAUAAGGUACAAUUCCAAAUGGACGAAGGGAAACAACUUAUAUGCCUUGCGUAGAGAGUUUGGUAAUUAGUGGUAUGUGCUUUUGAUAAACAAAUAGGUUUUUUUACGAAAUGAUUUAGUUUUUAUCAGUGUAAUUUUUGUGGACUGAUUUUUUACAAUUUUAAUUAGAUCUGACUAGAUUUUUUGUAAGUGUCCAUGAGGUUCAAUAUAAAAUAUGUCCUGUAUUUUGAGAAUUUAGUUUGAAAAUGAACAAUAGAGUGAGAAAGAAUAAGGUGUCUUCGAAAAUUUUUUCUAAUUUAAGAAUCUCGUUAAAAAUACCAUGUAUUUAAUUUUAUUCUUAAAUCAGGGAGAUUCUUACUUCCUCACUAGUAUAUUUCUAAGGAAUAAUAAUAGUUUUAAAAAACUAAAAAACACGCUUUUUAUAGAAAACCGAACUAAAAAAUAGA
Molecule: messenger RNA, 1170 nt
Organism: Colias croceus (clouded yellow)
Lineage: Eukaryota; Metazoa; Arthropoda; Insecta; Lepidoptera; Pieridae
Product: LHFPL tetraspan subfamily member 2a protein
Exons: 5
Coding region: 116-778 (220 amino acids)
Cellular component (GO): membrane
Source: RefSeq, a predicted model, not a curated record